Messenger RNA from Salvelinus sp. IW2-2015, 2822 nucleotides. Its product is annotated as phosphatidylinositol 4-phosphate 5-kinase-like protein 1. Gene Ontology annotation, molecular function: 1-phosphatidylinositol-4-phosphate 5-kinase activity. Gene Ontology annotation, cellular component: plasma membrane. Gene Ontology annotation, biological process: phosphatidylinositol phosphate biosynthetic process. NCBI's taxonomy places the organism in Eukaryota, Metazoa, Chordata, Actinopteri, Salmoniformes, Salmonidae. The record is from RefSeq and is a predicted model, not a curated record.
UCAGCUCAUGAAACAUGGGACCAACACUUUACAUGUUGUGUUUAUAUUUUUGUUCAGUAUAGCAUGCUCAGCUUCUGCUAUGAUUUCUGCUAUGAUAGCCCAUUUUCUAAAGUCUUGAGAAAAACAAUGUCUAAAAAUGUGGAAGGUAUAUAGGCUAAGAGUUAUUUGUGGGCACGAAAAACAUGUUUAUAUUGAUAAUUCUGGUAUAGAAUGUUUAGAAUAUGGUCCAUAAUCAAUAUCCAUUGAUUCAAAUAAUCAAUUUGAAUUGUGUAUCCAGGUCAUCACUGAUCAUAUCAAACAAUUCCUCAUAGUCUACUGUAUAUGGCUUUUGAAUAUAUUCKGUGCGCCCUAGUGUUUUCAGCUACAAACAUGCGGUAAUGCUUUGUGAAACGAUGAGAUUUCUGGUGCAGCAUGUUGGGGGUUUCGCGCAGUGUCAGUGUCACUACAUUACCGCUUGCAUGCAUUUAUUGAAAGAACGGAUUGCAAUGUCAAUCGGAGGAAUGCGCUGAUCUCGGGAACUAUAGAGCAGACACAGGAGGGCCUGAAUUAGCCUCAUCGAUGAGCCAAACUGAGAUGGAGAUGUCUGCGGGUCCAGCGGGGGGCACGCAGAGGACUGGUACGGUGAAGAGGAAGAUGUGGGGGGGCCUGAGGCAGCAGUGGAAGCUACUGGGCCUGUUUGAGAUUGACCAGCAGCACGAGUUCUACAGCCUCACCUCUAUGAUGAAGGAAGGCCUCUCUGCAGCCGUACAGAACACCAUCGACAACCCACCACCGGAUGAAUUGUCAGAAGAUGACUACAGAUUGGAGGUCACUCAAAUACAUAAGGACUUCAGAAUGGAGACGUUUGCAGGGCCAGUGUUUGCCAGCUUGCGUCGCUCCCUGGGGAUGACAGAAAAGGAGUAUCAGCACUCUCUCUCCGACGACGGUUCCUACCUGCAGUUCAUCAGCAACUCCAAAAGCAAGGCCGACUUCUUUCUCACGAACGAUAAGCGGUUCUUUCUGAAGACCCAGAACAAGAGGGAGGUGCAAUUCCUCCUGUCCAACCUAAGAAUCUACAUGGAGCACCUAGAGAAGUAUCCUCAUUCACUGCUGGUCAAGUUCUUAGGUGUCCACAGGAUCAAAAUCCCGCAUAGGAGGAAGAAGUACUUUAUUGUAAUGCAGAGUGUUUUUUACCCUGACGAUCGAAUCCAUGCCAGGUAUGACAUCAAGGGUUGUGAGGUGAGCCGGUGGACAGACCCAGCCCCAGAGGGAAGUCAGGUUAUCGUUGUCCUCAAGGACUUGAACUUCGAGGGCCAGUACAUCACUCUGGACCAGCACCGUCCAUGGCUGCUCCGGCAGGUGGAGAUUGACACGUCGUUCCUGCAGAGACUCAAUGUGCUGGACUACAGCCUCCUGGUGGCUCAUCAGCCCCUGCACCAGGAUGAACGCCACCAGUGCCUGUCCUUCGCCACCCUUAUCAUGCGCACUAAAAAGUCAGUGAUCACAUGCUCAAGCCCCACCCAUGCGGGCAUGCCCACAGUUCCGGGGGCGGUCCCAGAGGAAGAUUCCGCCCUGUUGGUAUCAGAGAUGGACGGCGGGACAGGAAGUUGCAGAGUUACUGAGUCACGGGUAGGAAGUGACCUGGGCAGUGCCCCUUCCGGGAGACCCUGUACUGAGCAGCCGGUAGGAACGGUCACGGAUUCGAUGGAACUGCGAGACUUCCAGGCCCAGAACCGCCGGCUGCUGCCCAACUUCAGAAACCCACUGCACGUCAUUGACGGACCGGAGCAUCGCUACUUUGUGGGCAUCAUYGACAUCUUCACUGUCUACAGCUUCAAGAAGAGGUUGGAGUAUUGGUGGAAGAGACUGCGGCACCCAGGGCAGGCCUUCUCCACCGUCAGCCCCCCAGCUUACUGCCAUAGGCUCUGCCAGUGGGUACAGGACCACACCAGGUAGACUCAGAAAGAGGAGAGGAUGAGGAUGAGGAUGGUUACUCUCACUAGCACACUGUCUGCCCAGGGACACACAUGCACGCAAAUACACACACACUAGCAACUGUGACGCUGUUCAGAGACAUAAAGCUAUUCUUUUAAAGCGCUGUAAUUUCAGAUUGACCAAGAGGCAGUUAUUUUCACGUUUCCACAUGUCCAGACCAAAGCCAAAACGAACAUAAACCAUUAUAUGGAAAUAUAUUCACCACCGGGUUCUCCCUCUUCAUAUUCUUUCAUUUUUCUUAAGUAACAAAGAAAAAGGURCAACAUUUAAAAUCUAGUGCUAUGAAUUGAUUAGCUGAUUUUCCAAAGUAUAAGUUUAGUUAGUGAAUCAAUAAUGAAAACAAAAAUGAUUUAGCAAAUUUGCCACCUGUUUUUUAUUUUUAUUUUUUUUACGUUUGACUCCUAUGGAUUUUUUUUCUCCCAAUUUAACUUUGACGUUUUGAUACCUGUUGUAUAUUGUUGUAUGUUUUUUUUUAAAUGCCUUUCUUACGCACUUCUCAGUAGUUGGUAUUCAGACUUAACUUAUGCAGGUGCGUGACGGGCUUUGCAGUCGUGGUUGACUUGCGCGCGCUGAAUACAUGUAUCUUUAAAUACGGUGCUGAAUACAUACACCUUUAAAUACGGUGUACCUUUCAUUUUGACAACACUCACUAGAAUGGGUUCAGAAUAUAAGGAUCAAUGAAUGAAACCCAUCUAAAGAUAUGCAUAUUCGUGUCCAUUUCAGGACCAACUAGUCGACCAACUAGUUUAUUUAGGCACAUUUUGGGUUAAGAAUGUAUAUAUGAAUUGUAAAAAGGUACAGGGUUUGGAGAGCCUUUACACACUAAAUACAGUGCAUUCGGAAAGUAU